Osmerus eperlanus (European smelt) is the source of this 686-nucleotide messenger RNA. RefSeq names its product sulfotransferase 2B1-like. Gene Ontology annotation, biological process: sulfation. The transcript is spliced from 6 exons. Gene Ontology annotation, cellular component: cytoplasm. The coding region runs from base 35 to 616 and encodes 193 amino acids. The record is from RefSeq and is a predicted model, not a curated record. Gene Ontology annotation, molecular function: sulfotransferase activity. NCBI's taxonomy places the organism in Eukaryota, Metazoa, Chordata, Actinopteri, Osmeriformes, Osmeridae.
GUGUUUGCGAGGUUGCUGACCCUUUGGAAGCAGCAUGACCGAAGAGGAAUUGUACACCGUCUAUAAAGGAGUCUAUCUUCCAAAACUGAUGCAUCCUCCAGAGAGCAUUGCAUACUAUGAACAAUUCACUUUUAGACCGGACGACGUUGUUAUUGUGACUUAUCCGAAAUCUGGCACAACAUGGAUGCAGGAGAUCACUCCCCUGAUUCAGAGUGGAGGGGACUUGACCUCGGUUCUGACCCAGCCCAACUGGGACCGGGUUCCCUGGCUGGAGGUACACAGGGCCCAGGUUCUAAACCUGGAACAGAGGCCUUCGCCUCGCCUGUUUGCCACACACUUCCGCUGUGACAUGAUGCCCCAGUCCUUCUUCAAGGACAAGCCCAAGGUGAUUUACAUCAUGAGGAACCCCAGAGAUGUGUUCACAUCUUCCUACCAUUAUUAUGGGAUGGCCUCCUACCUGGUUAAUCCCCAAUCACUGGACGAUUUCCUACAGAAGUUUCUCAGUGGAAAAGCAGGGAGUUGUUCUUGCCUACACGUCCCACCUGCUCGGGUGCCGUCUCCACCCGGUUUCAAGUUAUGUUUGGUUCAUGGUUCGACCACGUUAAGGGUUGGUUGAAUGCAAAGGACCAGGACCGUGUUAUGUACAUCUCCUAUGAGGAGAUGAUAUGGGACCUGAGGGAUUCUGU